This is a messenger RNA of Hypanus sabinus (Atlantic stingray), 2859 nucleotides long. RefSeq names its product X-ray repair complementing defective repair in Chinese hamster cells 1 (gene xrcc1). Gene Ontology annotation, molecular function: damaged DNA binding. Gene Ontology annotation, biological process: double-strand break repair via nonhomologous end joining; single strand break repair; base-excision repair. NCBI's taxonomy places the organism in Eukaryota, Metazoa, Chordata, Chondrichthyes, Myliobatiformes, Dasyatidae. Bases 667 to 2487 code for a protein of 606 amino acids. The transcript has 17 exons. The record is from RefSeq and is a predicted model, not a curated record. Gene Ontology annotation, cellular component: nucleus.
AGGGGAGGAAUGGGCCGGUUUUACACUGUGAGGUGAUAUUGCACUCCCAGUGAUCCCUGUUGGAUAGUGUUCAGUUUAGCACAGCAAGAUCCAACAGCCCCCACCGCUCCCGUCGUUCACGGUCGAGGUGAGCAAAUUGGUGGCUUUCCCUCUCAAAACACCCCAACAAACAACCCUAAUCUUGCCUUCUGUUCCACCACCAUAGUUGCCCCUACCAAUCCAACGAUACCGGUGCCCCCGAUCCAAACCAUUGAUUUGCCCCCUCGCCCGCCUCUCUGCGGGUGCCAGUAUCAAACAUGGCCGCCCCUGGCCUGCUCAAGCCCCGCCCACAUGACCUCCGUUCAAAAGCUGACAGACAUUGACGUUGUCCAACCCGCACGAAAGGCUGGAUUUGUGCGGGGUAACGUUUCCUUUCCGCUCCGGAAGAGGAAGCGGCCGGGCGGGAGACAUGGCGCUGUAAACAGCCCGGCCCGUUUCUCAGGGGAGGCAAUCCAGGAGCAGAACCCCCACCUCGGCUGCACUCUCCUUUCCAACUUCGGUGCCCAGACUGACCCCUCAACCCGUCCGCAAAAUGCCAGAGAUCAGGCUUCAGCAUGUGGUGUCCUGCAGCAGCGAGGACCCGACCCAUAAGGCUGAGAAUCUGCUCCUUGCGGAUACAUACCGAAAAUGGCGUUGCAGCAACUGUGGAGAGAAGCAGAACUCAGUCAUCCUCCAGGUACGUCUGUGCUAGAGUUUGAGAAGGCAGAAUUGAUUCACAGCAUUGAUAUCGGCAAUGAGGGGUCUGCUUUCGUGGAAGUGUUGGUGGGCAAUUCAACAUCAGCCUGUGAGCAGGACUUUGAGGUGAUCCUGGUCUCCUCCUUCUUCAUGUCUCCCACGGAGAGUCGCAGCGGUACCAACCUGAACCGUGUCCGGAUGUUUGGGCCUGACAAGUUGGCCAAAGGUGUCCUGGGGAAAAAAUGGGACCGUGUCAAAGUGGUCUGUACUCAACCCUACAACAAGAAUUUGCCCUAUGGGCUGUCGUUCAUCAAAUUUCACUCUACUCCCGAAGCUGAUGAGAAGACCCCAAAUUCCUACACUGCGAAAGUGACCAAGCUCGGCCAGUUUGUGGUGAAGGAGGAGGGGAGCACUGAGAGCCUGCGGCCGGGUAGCCUCUUCUUCAACAGGGUGACCAGGCCCUCGACCACCACUGCAGGGUCUCCCCUGUCAGUGAGCGAACGGCCAGUGGCGAGUUACGCAGCAGCCACUCUACAGGCCAGUGGGGUCACCUCCCCUGGCUCUGCCCUUCUGGGGGACAAUGAAAAUCCACUGGUUCAGCCCAGCCUCCGGGAUCUGACCCCCAAGGAUGCCGCGCCAACCAAGAGGAAGUUUCAGUUCCCCAGGGAGCAAGGGAGGAAGGAGAAGGAGACGCCGGAAGGUUCAGGCAAGAAGGGCACCCCAUCGCCAUCGGCUUCGAAACGGCCCCGAGUAGAUCAUCUUACUCCAAAGACAGAGCCGACGUUAGGGAAGAGGAAGGCGGGGGCAGAGGGGAAACAGUCAGCACCCUCUGCCCCAACGCCCGACUUCCACUCCAUCUUGGGAGGCACCGUGCUGGUCCUGAGCGGCUUCCAGAACCCCUUCCGCUCGGAACUGCGGGACAAGGCGCUUGAGAUGGGGGCUCGUUACCGGAGCGACUGGGACCCCGAGUGUACGCACCUGAUCUGUGCGUUUGCCAACACACCCAAGUACACGCAAGUGAAGGCACUGGGCGGCACCGUGGUGCGGAAGGACUGGAUUCUCGACUGUUACAAGCGAAGACGCCGGCUCUCUCACAAACGUUACCUGCUGGACAGGCCUGCUUCGAGCAGCGAGGAAGAUGAGGGGGAUGAAGAGCCCAGGCCCCCGGCACAGACAGCUCACGGGAAGGCCCCUCAGCUGGAGACCCAAAGCGAGCAGCAGGAUGCUGUUCCCAGCACCUCCCGGCAAAGCGAAAGGAUGGCCACUCCAGAGCGGGUCUACGAAGGGUCCACAGAUGAGGAAACAGAAGGAGCACAGAGGACGGUUGAUGACGAUUCUGGCUGUGACACGGAAGAUGAGAUUAAAAGGGUCCAGGAUCACCUCCAGAAACAGCAAGAAGAGGAGAGCGAUCCGUACGCGGCGUCCACCGAUGAGAACACGGAUGUAGAGGACACAGCACCGGAGAUCAGCCUGCCCAUUCCAGAGCUGCCUGAUCUCUUCGUGGGGAAGCACUUCCUCCUGUACGGGGAGUUUCCAAACAAUGAGCGUCGCCUAUUGACUCGUUACAUCACUGCCUUCAAUGGCUCACUGGAAGACUACAUGAGUGAGAGUGUUAACUUUGUGGUCACAGCUGAAGAUUGGGAUGACCGAUUUGAUGAGGCUCUGAUGGAGAACUCGAACCUGGCUUUCGUCCGCCCCCGCUGGGUGUACACUUGUAAUGAGAAGCAGAAGCUGGUCCCCCACCAGCCUUACGUGGUGGUUCCCAGCAUCUAGACCACCCAGCCAUCUGCAGGGGGAGAGAGUGGAGUCCACCUUAACCCAAGGAACUCCUCUCUCCCGUGCUGCCCCAUCUGUCACUGUGCCCCCUUUCUGCCUCCACCUUUCUGUCUGAUGCUGAAAGCUUGGGGGCAAUUUGGUCUUUGUUCUUCCCCAAUCGUCCCGACCUCUCUUGUACCUUUUUAUAGUGCUCUCUGCACCUUCCCCUUAGUGUGUCAAGGACAGACACACUCCCGCCUGCCUUUCCCUCGGGCACAAGAGUUUCCGUUGGUGCCACUUCUGACCUGUUUUGUGAUUUCUCAGAAUUCAGUUCUCAUCUUCUGUUGCUUCUAUUUUGAAAUACAGACAAUAAAACUAGGAUUUCACAAA